GAAAUACAAAAGAGGAAGAAGAUUCGUGGGAUUCAUGCGCAUCUCUCCCUCUCAUAUUCUCUUCUCCUUCCUUUUUUCUUGUCCAAGUGCCCACUUUUCCACUCACCUUCCCAAAUCAACUCCUCCUUCCUGCUGUCCUCUCCUCCUCCUCCUCCUCCUCCUCAUAAACACUCAACCCCUCCCGCCUCCCUCCUUGACUCAGCACGCACAUCUUCUGGGAAAUUGAGAAGAAUAUUCAACUUUUCCUUUUGAUGCCAGCAAUCUUGCUGGCAAUCAUACUUAUGACAUUAUGAGUCACCAGAGUACAUUCAAUCCCAGUAAAACCCUAGAGGGUGUGCAUGGCAUCCAUGUUGUCCCUCAUUCUCCAUUUGCUUUGAAAGAGAUCAAUCAACAGGGGGACUUCCCCCAAUCAACCUGUGAAAGUUCAGGCAAUGGAUUGAAUCAGCUGCUGUUGAUGCAGAGAGUAUGGCAGCAAAGACCAGGAUGUUUGAGGCCUAUCCAGGGCUGUAUUCAUGGUGAUCAACAUCUUGCAGAAACAGUUGCCAAUGUGAUUACUUCUCUUCCUUUUAUUGCUCUCGGUAUCCAGGCUCCAAGGAAGAACUUGAAUACUAAGUUGUAUGCUAACUCAUUAAUUGGAGUUGGAGUUGCCUCAAGUUUGUAUCAUUCUUCAAGAGGAAAGCUGAGGAAGUAUUUGAGAUGGUUUGACUAUACAAUGAUAGCCACAGCGACAGUAUGUUUGUCAAGGGCCCUACGAAAUGAGAACCCAAAGUUUUUGAUGGCUGCAUCUGCAGCAUUAUUGCCUAUCCAGCCUCUGAUGGUCUCUGCUAUUCAUACAGGGAUGAUGGAGGUAGCAUUUGCAAAAAGGGCAUUAAAAGAUCCCGAUCUAAGGAUGGCACAUAAUUUGCAUAAGAUGUCAUCGUUGUUGGGGGGUGUUCUUUUCAUUGCUGAUGAUUGCUUUCCCAGUACUCCUUUCCUUCAUGCUGGGUGGCAUCUUGCUGCAGCUAUUGGUGUUGGCACCUGCAACAAGCUUCUUAAGUAGUGUAUAUAUCUCAGAUCACUUUCUUAUGAUUCAUUUAUCCUUUGGGCUGCAGCUUCUCCUCAAACACCAGGAUGGGUAUAAAUUUCGUGCCUUCCUUCAACCAGGUAAGGAGAGGAAGGGAUAGAUUUGCUCUUUUCAGUUAGAUUCUUGCAGCUGAACGGUCCAACCAUUGUUGGGUUUUUGUAAUUUCUUCCUGUCUAGUUUCAUUUAGCCAUUCCCAACAUCUAAAAAGAAAUGCAGUUGCUGUAUUUAUUCAGCACAAGAGCUAUUUAUCUGAUACUCUAAUUAGAGAUGUGUGGCAUUUUCAUUUUCUGUUUAUAUAUCACAAUCAGCAGUAUGAAAGAGAGAAUUGCUUCAUCUGCUUUUGAUCAAAUGUAGAACCCAGCUAUCAAUUGCUAUUAUCAAUCAGUUAUAUUUUUCACUCAA
Populus trichocarpa (black cottonwood) is the source of this 1465-nucleotide messenger RNA. RefSeq lists its product as uncharacterized. The record is from RefSeq and is a predicted model, not a curated record. Bases 290 to 1039 code for a protein of 249 amino acids. The transcript has 7 exons. NCBI's taxonomy places the organism in Eukaryota, Viridiplantae, Streptophyta, Magnoliopsida, Malpighiales, Salicaceae.